Molecule: messenger RNA, 4093 nt
Organism: Ornithorhynchus anatinus (platypus)
Lineage: Eukaryota; Metazoa; Chordata; Mammalia; Monotremata; Ornithorhynchidae
Gene: TCF7
Product: transcription factor 7
Exons: 12
Coding region: 24-1265 (413 amino acids)
Biological process (GO): canonical Wnt signaling pathway; regulation of transcription by RNA polymerase II
Cellular component (GO): beta-catenin-TCF complex
Molecular function (GO): DNA-binding transcription factor activity, RNA polymerase II-specific; RNA polymerase II cis-regulatory region sequence-specific DNA binding
Source: RefSeq, a predicted model, not a curated record
ACGACCUGGGGGCCCCGGACGAGAUGCUCGCCUUCAAGGACGAGGGCGAGCAGGAGGACAAGCUGCGGGGGGGCGGCGGCUUCACCGAGCGGGACCUGGCCGACCUCAAGUCGUCGCUGGUCAACGAGUCCGAGGGCAGCGGGGGCGGCGCGGCCGCCGCGGGGGAGGCCGAGGCGAUCCGGCGAGCUCAAAACCCCCAGAGGCUCUUCCAGGACAAACUCCAAGACCCCUUAGAAGACGGUUUAAAACCACAAGACGGCGGAGGGAUGUACAAAGAACCUGUUUAUCCUGGCUACAAUUUGCUAGUGCAUUAUCCACCCAGCGGGUCCGUCCCUCCUCUGAGCGACAGCGGUAUUGGUGGAGAGCGGAAGGAAUUCCCGGAGUGCCGGCUGCUGGCCCCCGGGAUGCCAAUGGGGAAUGACACCUUGUUGGCCAGCCCAGGAGUCAGACGGUGCAGCGCUGCGGCCGCAGCGGGCGAAGGAGACCAGAGGGUCAGAUACAGGACACGACCGGAAGAGCACAACAAAGUAGGGCAGCCGUCUCACGGAGUCCCCCAGCUCGCCCCCCUGUACGAACAUUUCAGCUCCCACCCAACCCACCUGCCGACCGACAUCAACCAGAAGCAAGGCGUGCACCGUCCCCUGCAGACGUCGGACAUCCCGAGCUUCUACUCGCUGUCUCCCGGCGGCGUCGGCCAGAUCUCCCACACCAUGGGAUGGACAAGCCCACCUCUCUAUCCCCUCUCCCCCUCAUGUGGAUAUAGACAGCACUUUUCGACCACGGUGAACCCGGGGGCACCGUAUCCCAGGUUCACCCACCCAUCACUGAUGCUGAGCUCCAGCAUGCACAGCCCUGGCAUCCCGCACCCGGCCAUCGGGCCCCACUCCGGGAAACAAGAGCUGGACCACUACGACCGCAACCUGAAACCCCAGCCUGAGCCCAAGCGGGAGAAGGAAGCCAAGAAGCCCACCAUCAAAAAGCCCCUCAACGCAUUCAUGCUGUACAUGAAAGAGAUGAGGGCAAAGGUCAUCGCAGAGUGCACGCUGAAGGAGAGCGCAGCCAUCAACCAGAUCCUGGGGAGACGGUGGCACGCGCUGUCACGGGAGGAACAAGCCAAGUACUACGAACUAGCCCGCAAGGAGCGACAACUCCAUAUGCAGCUGUACCCCGGCUGGUCCGCCAGAGACAACUACGGGAAGAAGAAAAGGCGGUCACGAGAGAAGCAUCAAGAAUCCAAUACAGAUAACUCUCUUCACUAUUCCUAGGAGGAAAAAGAAAUGCAUUCGGUACUUACAAGGAGAAGGACGCUGUGCCAGCCCCGUUUCUUCCGAUGGCAGUGCUAUAGACUCCCCUCCUUCCCCUCCAGACGCGCUCCGCUCCAUCCCCGCUGCUUUUACCUCCGAUGAGCUUGCUAGCCCCGCCGACCUCACCCCUAGACACCAGGUCCACCCUUUGCCCACCCACCUCCACGGCCCCACGGCCACCCCCUCCUCCCGGUGCUCCUCCACACUCCGUUUGCCGGUCAGCUCUGACGACCCUGCCUUCGUCGGCGCGGCCACAGGAACAUAGCAGCCCUCCACAGGUGCCAGCCGGCGAUCCUUCACGCUUCUGACACUCUGCCUCCCCGGGCUGGGGACAGGAAGCAGCCUCAAGCCCCCGCCCGGCUCCUCGGCCUCGCCCACCGGGCUUCCUUCCGCUGCCUGGGAGCAAGGCGGAGGAGGGUGGAGGACUGGAGCCAGCAGCUACUGUGGACAUGUCCCCUCUAAUCAGUGUCACCCAUCCUCUAGGAUCUGCGGGGAGCAGCUCCAGGGUACGGCCCCCGCUCUCCCGUCCUAGGAGCGAGGGGCACAGACUUGCUGACUGUAGAGCCGUUCCGGGGCCCUGCCGCACCAGCCGCAAGCCCGUGCCCGUGGAACCCGGAACCUCCCCGGGGGACCGCGUGCCAGCCCAGCUGGCACUGGUGCCCAAGGCGGAUGAUCAAAUAGGAGAAGGGAAGACGCCCACAGCCCAGGUGUCAGGGCGGGAAGACGCCGUUUGCAGAGGCUGCUCGAGACCGGGACUGCUGCUUGCAAUAAACCAGGCCGGGGAGGUGACCUCCCAAUGCCAAAAGAAGCCAGAGCCAGGGUGGGCCGGGCCUGGAGCCCCAGUGGCCACGUGCCAACAGUUGUUGCCUUGGCUGAUCAGGUAGCUCAGACUAGAGGACAGGGCGUGCGACAGUGGCCAUCUGGGUGGGCCAGAGUAGGGAAGAGACCAUGCUUUUCUCUCUCCCAUGAUUUCAGUCUGGGCACCAGACCCACCUGAGGCUCGGUGGAAACAAAGAAAGCAGCAAAAGCAAUCCCACAGCGACCCACAAUCCUCAACACGCAUUAGUCUUAAUCCCUUUCUCCGCCCUGCCCCCCCCCCCCACGGUGUUUUUGGGGUUCCAGAAUGGUCCCUAAUUCACCCCAUGGCCCCAUUUCCAUUUCCCCUCUUCUGCCUGGCCCAGCUCUGCUCUACCUACCCCUGUGGAAAAUGCACAGCAGCAAUAAAAUGGCCAAAAGGCUGGGGAUCAGGAAGAAGGAAGAGAGGUCCCAGCGGGCUGGUUAGUCAGUCCUUGGCUCACUGACCGGACAGCUCUAGUAGGAUGUCAUAGUUGACAGCAGUAGCCCACUAGGAAACACAUUAAAAGUCAACAGCAGCCCAGCAGGCAGUUUUAGCAUUUUGGAGCCCGUGUUUCCAUAGUGAGCAUUGGAAACCAAAAAAAAAAAUCCAAAAUUGUCUUUUUUUGGCUCGCUUUCCAAAGUGUAUAUACAUUCUUGAAUGCAGAAGGGACCACACAUCAUUCUUAGUAGAUUCUCUAUUUUCCUACUCUACUUGAUGGCUCUUGGAUACUGAAGACAAAGUAUUAUUCUUAUUGUAGCAUUGCCAGAAUUCCUCAAAAGAGACAAAGAAUCAUUAUAAUGUACAAAGUAUUUUUGUAUUGUUUUCUUAAGGCAUCACCACAGAGUUGACCUUUUUUUACAUGAGAAUAAAGAUACUUUUUACCGGGGUUCUGUUAUCAACGCUUGAAUGUUAACAGGCAGUGCCCGGUGCCCCAUACUAGUUUGCUUUCACUUACCUUUCUGCCACUCUGGCUCCUCGUCGCUGCUUGCUCCCUACAGUAUUUAUUCUCCAGCUCUCCCCACACUAGGCAGCUAGAAGGGGUCUCGGAUCCCGCCCUUGCCCAGGACUAACCACUGGCAGAAGGUUUAACGUGCUCUUGGGAUGGCUGGAGGCAGGGGGAGAGACGGGCACUUUUUACCCCCGUAGCAAUUCUGCCCAGCCUCCAGCCCUGGGAAUGGGGACCAGUCAGGAACCCCCUCACAGAGUGACCUCGGAACCCCAGCCCGGAACGCGAAGGAGGACGUGGCGUGGUCAGCCCGGCCAACUCACGUAGUGGUCACCUCCUCAAGGAGAACAGGUCGCUCUCAAUCCCACGGAUGGGAAGGGAGGCGGUCUCCCAUUCUGGCCACCCGCCGUUGACAACACCUUUCGUUCCGGCUUCACUUGAGUUCAUGCAAAUGGCAGGCUGCUCAGAUUUACUUGCACAAGUGUAAAAGGAAAAGACUCAAGAGGCCUGCCCAUUGCCCCUUGCAAGGAAAACGGGAGUAAAUAAAAUGUUCUUCUCCAGCAACAUUGUAACAAGUCAAGAGAGCCUUCAUCGGGAACCCCCAAAAGCAAACACGGUUUGGGUUGUAACAUCUUUCGACCUUAAACAAGAGUAUCGCUCUUCAGUUGGGGUUGCAGCCAGAUUUCCAUCUACAGACGGCAGUUUCAAUUGUGUUAAAAUCCACUGUACUUCCCGCAGUGCUUUAUGAAUGUAAAAGUCACUGCAACGUCCCAUCAUUAAGCCACACCACUGUACGUAUGGAGCAGGGAUAAAUGUUUUUCGACUGAACAGACCUUGGUCCAAUUUACCCAUCCACCCCGAGUUGUAAGUUGUUUUUUUUAAACUCCCAACGAUUUUGUAUUUUUUUUUUUGGCUUUCAUGUUCAAAACGUUUAUAGCUUUAUAAAUAAAGUGAUCUGCCAGUAAGCUGCCCAUUCAGCAAGGGGUCAGUGGCAGUCAAAACCCA